AUGGUUGUACCAACAUUGCUCUACGGUUAUGAAUGCUGGACCCUGUAUCGCCGACAAAUAAAACUACUUGAGAUAUUCCACAUCCGCUGCCUUCAGCGAAUCUUGCGAAUUACAUGGAAGGAUAAAAUCCCCCACACCGAGGUUCUUCAACGUGCGGAGGUCGUCAACAUCGAGGCCAUCAUACGACAGCGCCUUCUACGUUGGGUUGGGCAUGUGCGGAUGUCGGGUAGUCGCCUCGCAAAAAUUGUAUUCUACGGAGAGCUCGAGAUCGGCAGACGUCCACGUGGCGACCCAAAGAAACGGUUUCGGGACUACAUUAAGCGUGUUCUUGUCUCCUGCAAUAUUGAUCCAACACAAGUCGAGAACCUUGCAAAGGAUAGGGUCGGCUGUCGGUCUCACUGUGUCACGGGAAUGGCCCACUUCGAGGAGGAGAGGCGAGAAGCGCUCAAGGGGAGGCGACGCCAGCGUCAUCUGCAGCCUGCCGAUUCCGCACCGGGUAUGUUUCCCUGCCAACUGUGCCAGAGAGCUUGUCAUUCUCAGAUCGGGCUACUAUCUCAUUUGGCAUCCCACAGAAGACGGUCAUUGAAGGAUGGACAGCGUCGUCGUCAGCAAUGA
Messenger RNA from Acanthosepion pharaonis, 615 nucleotides. The record is from the annotation of a GenBank genome assembly. NCBI's taxonomy places the organism in Eukaryota, Metazoa, Mollusca, Cephalopoda, Sepiida, Sepiidae.